This is a messenger RNA of Parascedosporium putredinis, 333 nucleotides long. Lineage: Eukaryota; Fungi; Ascomycota; Sordariomycetes; Microascales; Microascaceae. The record is from the annotation of a GenBank genome assembly.
AUGGCCAUCACCCACACUGUUCUUUUCCAGUUUAAGGCGAGCAUCAGUCAAGAGGAUGUCAAAGCGGCCGCUUCUCGCUUCCUUGCUCUGAAGACAGGUUGCGUGAACCCCCAAUCCAACUCGCCCUAUAUCCUGUCCCUUAAGGGCGGAAAGGACAACUCUCCGGAGAAUUUGCAGGAUGGCUUGACCCACGGAUUUGUUGUAGAGUUUGCCUCGGCGUCCGACCGUGACUACUAUGUGUCGGAUGACCCAGCUCACCGAGCCUUUGUCCAAAGCAUCGACGGUCUAGUUGAGAAAGCCGUCGUUGUGGAUUUCCAGGACGGGGAGUUCUAG